This is a messenger RNA of Setaria italica (foxtail millet), 654 nucleotides long. RefSeq names its product glutelin-2. The record is from RefSeq and is a predicted model, not a curated record. The transcript has a single exon. Gene Ontology annotation, molecular function: nutrient reservoir activity. The coding region runs from base 67 to 489 and encodes 140 amino acids. NCBI's taxonomy places the organism in Eukaryota, Viridiplantae, Streptophyta, Magnoliopsida, Poales, Poaceae.
ACCACCACCAUCGACCUCUCAGCUCAGACACCAAAGAACAGAACAGAAACCUAGCCAAUUAACACCAUGAAGGCGAUCCUCGCUGCCCUGGCUCUCCUGGCCCUCGCCGUGAGCGCCACCUCCACGCACACGUGCCCGUGCCAUCAGCAGCCGCCGCCGCAGACGUAUCCCCACCAGCAGCCGCCGAUCCUGACCCAGUGCGGCGAGCUGCUGAGGCAGCAGUGCAGCCCGACGCCGACGCCCUACUGCUCGCCGCAGUGCCAGAUGCUCCGGCAGCAGUGCUGCCAGCAAAUCAGGCUGGUGGAGCCCCAGCACCAGUACAACGCCAUCUACACCAUGGUCUACCAGAUGGUGCAGCAGCAGCAGCCGCCCUACGGCGGCGGGGUCCAGGGCCAGCAGGUGGGGGUGGUGGCGGCGCAGAUCGCGCAGCAGCUGACGGCGACGUGCGGCAUGCACCAGCAGCCUCCCUAUGGCGGCGUCCCCUACUGAUUGAUGAACGGAUAAGUGAUGUAAUAUGUGUGGCCGCUGGCGAGCUAGCUAUGGGGUAAUAAAGUGUCAUGCAUCACACCAUGUGUGAGCGAUGACACGAAUAAUUCGAAAGAUAUAAUUCCUUUACCAUGUUAACGAUCGAGAUCCUUGUUUUGCCAGUGAUAA